Messenger RNA from Paramacrobiotus metropolitanus, 3770 nucleotides. RefSeq names its product zinc finger protein 287-like. Bases 1419 to 3389 code for a protein of 656 amino acids. Gene Ontology annotation, molecular function: DNA-binding transcription factor activity, RNA polymerase II-specific; RNA polymerase II cis-regulatory region sequence-specific DNA binding. Lineage: Eukaryota; Metazoa; Tardigrada; Eutardigrada; Parachela; Macrobiotidae. Gene Ontology annotation, biological process: regulation of DNA-templated transcription. The record is from RefSeq and is a predicted model, not a curated record. The transcript is spliced from 7 exons.
UUGUAAUUUCGAGUUUCUCGUAUGAGAAAAAUAAAAGUUCCCGCGCAGUUAAUGGUGUAAUAAGUUUUGAUUAUUUUUUCAUUAGCAGUUCCAUAUCCGUUUAGCGCUCCACUGAAUCUCCAGAUGACUACGUAUACCCAUGGAAUAAUGGAAGUCAGUUCACAAGCAGUGCCAUUCCUGCCCGACGGGGACAGCUUUCACGACAGUCUGUACUGCGAGAACUGUCAGUGUUUCCUACGGUAUCCGUGCUGGCAGCACGCAGUCGUUGUUGAGGACGCAUUCAGUCGUCCGUUGGCCAUCGCCAGUUUGCCAGAUGUCUUGUCGUUCCACAACGAAAACGCACUGCACAACGUCGGGCACUCUUUGGAGAGCAGAACACAAGCCACAAUUCCGUCGGUCGUUGCAAGAACGAACAUCCUUACGCAGACAGUGUUCGGACCGUUGAUUGCGCCGCUGGGCAGUCCGACCGGAGCUCAUUCGCGGACAUUCUCGUCUUCAGACGGGCAAUGUGUGACGUUCGAUGUGGAGAACGAUCGUUGGUGCAACUGGAUGAAGUUCGUCAGGGCUGUGGACCACGGCCAGCACAACCUCUGUGUCUUCAUCCGAGAACGGAAGGUCCUUUUUGUCACUGUCAAGGUCAUCCUGCCCGGCGAAGAGCUUAAGCUGGCGCUGCCCCAGCGUGACUGGAGAACAAUUCACGACACUAAUGUGCAAUGUGCACCUAUGGAUUGUGUAAUCGACGGGGCUGUCGAUAGUGACGAUAUCUGCACGGCAGAAUGCGAGGGCACUGCGGAAAUAACGUCGCUGGACAUUCCGCUCAGUUUGCCGGCUUCCUGCUUCUCAGCUUCCGUGCAGCCUGUACCGUAUGACCCACUCCUUCUCCUUCCACAGUCCCAGCCGCUGCCCCUUGAAUCGCAUGAACAUAAUCUCUCUGCAACGCAGUUGUCGUUGCGCCCUUUUCAGAGAGAAGAGUCACCCGAGUAUCCGUUUCCUCCCGCUUUAUCUCCACGGGCUCCACCUGUAGAUGCUUUCAAGGAAAACGUUGCCCUUCAGCAGAAGAAAACUGAUGAGGUUGCGGAACGUGUUCUGUCGAAAGAGUUUUCUCCACGCGUCUAUUCCUUCCGCUCACGCAAUGUGCAACGCGUCAGCAUAGCCUCCAACGGCGCGGAUGCCUUCGAUGGUGAAGCCGAUGAAGAUUUUCAUGUGCCUUCGGAUGACUCAUUGUCCUCUUCCGCAUCUGAUGGUUGCAGUGAAUUUGAAGCAGGUUUGGCCGGAACGGCGGAAAACAAAGCAAAAGGGUUACUGUCAAAGAGGCGAACGGGUUACUGUCGAUCUGACAAAUUCCUGGAAGCCAGAAUUCGUCAGGUGAGGGCCGUGGUUGCGGUGAAUCCCUUCCAGUAUCCUAGCGGAGAGCAACGAUGGGAAGCUUAUUCUGCCGCUGCGGCCCUGCUGUCGGCAGACGUGCUGUCCAAGAAAAGCUGCCGGUCGACGGGCAGACAUUGCGAAAAAACACGGAAAGCCGACUGCAUCGGUUCAAAAUAGCCGAAAGCUAUAAUCGGUUAAGUAGGAUGACUCCAGAACACUUUGACCUCAUGAAGGAGCUAGCUGAUUUAAGCGACAGAGGACGCCAAGAUUGUACGUGCGACGAAAGAACGCCAGAAAGCGGACGCGGAGGUUUGAGAGGCCAGAAAAAGAUACGAAAAUUAAGAGCGGUUAUACAAACUAAUCCCUUCCAGUUUUGUUCACCUGCUGAACGUCAAGCCGCUUGGAAAGCGGCGCGGCAGUCGUAUCUAGAUGAGGAGGGCUCGUGCUGCUGCAAAAAACAGAAAAGCCGGUCAAAACCGGUACACCUGCAGCAGUAUGUGCAGAUUCAUUUGGAUGGUUAUCCCAGACUGCUGGAUCGCUACAACCACGAUUCCGCCGAUGAUAAUGAGCGCGAAUAUAUGGGGCUCAUGCAGGAGAUUGCGAAAUUGGCGGGGAAGGAUGGCAGUGGUAAUUUGGAUAUCUUAACCGAGCAGAAAAAUGGGGAGGCAAUUGCUGCAAACGGCGCAACGCGCAAAAAUCUUCCCCUUACGAGACCGCGUCCAAAUAAAAAGGGCUAUCAACAUGACAAAUUUUUCCCCAGUUACACGUAUCGCUUCGUGUGCUGGGAGUGCUCUGUGCAUUUCAAGGACGAAAAUUUAUUGAAACUGCAUAAAUUGCAGCAUGCUGAGACAUCCGGUGAAGCUGCCGGCUCGCACGAUUGUCCAGUGUGUGACCGAAUAUUUGGCAAACUGCAAAAUUUAUUAAUGCAUGUUCUGGACCACAGCGUGAAAGCCGCGCAGAUAACGCAUUUCAUCCCAACUGCUGAUCCCAGCAUCAUGUGUUUCGCAUCCAAAUCGGCCGCUCCGAUGGAUGUGCUGGCGCAGAGUCAUGACGGGCAUGAAUUGUGUUUCAUGUACAGCUGCGGAUUGAAUAACUGCGGACUCCGAUUUUGCACGGAGGCGAUGGCUGAUUUGCACCAGCUGAGUCACAACUUGCCGGAUGAUUAUCAAGGCGAUACUGUCUGUGCCGGAUGCAACUACGUAGCUGCAAAUGCGGGGGACUUGUUAAAGCAUGUCGGUCGGCAUGCAGCGAAGGCGAACGAUCGCAAACUAUGUCGUGUGUGUGGGGAUUUUGUGGAGCUUAUGGUCGAACACGUCCGAUCCGUGCACAAGGAACACUAUCUGCAGUACGAAGCGCGUUUGACUCUUUUUUGCGACCAGUGCGAGAAACGAUUUCGGACACCUAUACAUCUCGCCACCCAUAAAGCAUGUGCACCAGAACACCGAAGUUUAGAAGUGCUAGGAUGUCUGGUUUGUGCUCAACAGUUCCCGUCGUCCCUUCUGCUGCAUGCACAUAUAAAAAAGGAGCACACAACGGGUUUGACAUGUAUGAUUUGCCAGAAAAGCUAUUCAAAGUACCUUAAUUUACAACAGCACUCAAAAACCCACAAGGAGGUCCAUGUUUGCAACAUCUGUGGCGCGGUAUUCCGCUCUAAGUAUUAUCUAGUUCAGCAUGAGCCCGUUCACCGGUCCGAUUAUUCCUUUAAAUGUGAUUUGUGCGACAAGACAUUUAAGCGAUCAAGCAACCUGUGGCAGCAUAAAAUGAUCGUUCACACGGAUAAAGUGCGGAAACAACGCAAAGCUAAACGGGAAGAAAUGCGUCGGAAGGGAGUGGUCAGCAAGUACAAAUGCCCGCGGCAGAGAAUGCGCUUCGAAGAGUUCCCGUAUAAAUGUGAGGAAUGCCGGCUCGGCUGGAUGCUGCUGGGCAAUCUGCAGCAGCAUCAACGGAAGAAACAUUCCCAGAGUGUCGCAUCUGAAGACACCGGCACGAGUCAGCCGGUGUCCUCUUCCAGUGGAAACGUUUAACCGAAGUUUAAUCGACUGCUUGGCUGUCGUAAAUAAUCGGGUUUUAAACAUUGUUACAUAGCUUUUCCAGUUUUGCACACUACAUUUCUCGUACACAUAAUGUAAAAAUGCGGGAAAGAAAGCAUGAAUUUCUUUGGACAAAUCUUCGACAAACAAUCGAUGCUGUGAUUAUCUGUAUUUGCGUUCCUGCUCUGAAUGCCUUUUUAAAUUUUUUACUGUCAGGAUUUCUUUUUGUGACUGUAAUUUUGUCCCUUGUUAUGCUGUUAUUAGUUGCGUUCGUUUACUGUUUUUGUUGGUCUAGUUCAGUAAGAACUAAAAUGCAAAUCACCAGUGGAUAUGGUCUUCAUAGUUUUUCUUGAAAAUGGCAUCAUCGUAUUGCUU